Molecule: messenger RNA, 10141 nt
Organism: Ahaetulla prasina
Lineage: Eukaryota; Metazoa; Chordata; Lepidosauria; Squamata; Colubridae
Gene: TASOR2
Product: transcription activation suppressor family member 2
Exons: 20
Coding region: 591-8432 (2613 amino acids)
Biological process (GO): negative regulation of gene expression, epigenetic
Cellular component (GO): nucleoplasm
Source: RefSeq, a predicted model, not a curated record
UUCACUUUCUUUCUUUGGCUGCGGGCUCCCUCGGCCGUUUCACUUCCUGGGGUUGCCGCCGCCGCCGCCUCUCCGCGCCCGACAUGUUUCCCUUCGGCUCCGCCGCCCGCCGGCUCUGAGCAGCCCCGGGGAGGGGGUCCCCGCAGCCCCCCCCGCACCCCCGCCCCAAAGAGAGGAGGGGGAGGGGGCCGGCCGAGCCCCUCCCCCCCCCCGCCCCAAAACAAAGGGGACCCGCCCGGCGCUCUCCGGGGAAAGAAAGCGGAGCGGGCAGGAAACCCGCGUCGGCGCGUUCCGACGUGCACGCCGAGAGACAGAGAGAGAAGACGCGGGUCAGAGCGGCGGGGUCCCUCCCCGGGGUCCGGCUUUCUUUCCCGGCAUGGCAGGGCCGGCGGCGGGUCGGGCAGCUGUCAUCAGCGGACAAGCCUCUUUUCUCGGCGCGAUAGGAAGCAGGCGCCGACACCAAGGGAGAACGUGAGGAGGAAAACCAAGAAACUUUUCGAAGCAGUCUGUGGCUGUAGUUAGAAUCGCUGAAUGAUCCUCGGAAUAGCCCGCUCCAUAAAACUCGUUCGGUUGGGUAGAGUCGUUAGAGAAUGUUGCCACUCGGUUACAAAAGCUUAGCUGAACAUGAGAUGAAAGUGCUGUAUCGCGCCUGGGAGGGACAGCUUUUCGUUCAGAAUCGGCGGGUCUGCAACAUCGUCCUUCGGUCGCCCUCUCAAGCUUCGAUCCCAGCUCAGUUGCCAGCCAAGCUGGAAUUCAAGUAUAUCGUGCGGAUAUCUGAAUUGCGAAAAAAGCUGCCGGAAGCUGCAUUUGAAAAAAACAGUUACUCCAAUAAUGAAGUCUGUUGUCAGCAGCUGUCGUUUCGUUUAUAUCAAGUGGAAAUAUUAGACGAGAGUGAACGGAAAGAUCAGCUCAUUGGGAGCAUGAAAGAAAAAAACCUGGCACUUGUUAAAUAUUUAAAUGACCGCGGAAUCCUCCUCUUCCUCACCUCGUCAGUCUUGGCAAAAGAAACAGACGCCGAAGCGAACGAUUUGGGCUGCCUUCAAGCUUUGUUUCUGUUUCCAUCCCCAGAGCCCAAACUUUUAAGAGCCACAGAUUGGAAACGCGAAGAGGGGAGAAGCGAGGCCCCUCAGCAGCUCCCCCUGAUCCUUCCCCUCCUUCAGCAGGCGUUGGCGGGAGCCGCCAAAAAUCCGAAUCCCAGCCAAUUUUCUCCUAGCGCUUUGGUCAAACUGCACAUGGAGGAAUUUGCAAAUGUCGAUCAGUGUUCGGUGCUGAGCUGCGAUAACACGGCCAGCCUACCUUUGCCUUCCAAACUUUCAUCCGAGACCCCUAAGGGGGCCCCCGUGGACGAUACGCGUUCCCCUUCCUCAUUUUCCGACUUGGCGGUUUAUCUGUCGGAUCCCGAAAGUUACGCGCUGGAGGUUUCGUCUGCCUCGGCCUGCUUGAAGGGCCGUUGUCGGUUGUCUGAUGGUUGCACGGGUUUAAAUUUGGAUCCGUCGCGAUCGGACAGAGCGGACGGAGCUGGUGAAACGGGCAAGGCUCCCUUCGAGGGGCCGAGCCGAGCCGCCGCGUCGAAAAGCAGCCCGGCCGGAGAGCGAUCCUUGCAAUGGACAAAGAGGAAAUCCAGCCGGAUCCUCGGGGCCAGUUCAAAGAAGAAAUGGUCGCCUCUCAAGAUGUACUGCGUCUUGGAGAGCAGCAAAAAGAAGACGAAGGAGAAGGAGAAAAGUAAGAAGAAGAAGAAGAAAAAGAAGAAGAAAUUGCCCAAGGAAGCGAUGACGCUCAACAUCCCUUUGGCUAAAGAUCCCGGGUCCCCAGCAGAUCCUAAAAAGCCUACUCUCAAAUUAAAAAAUAUUCUGAAUCCACUGAGAAGGAAGAGGGGGGCCGAAGUUUUGUCCGCGGAAUUCAUUCACGGACCGAGGAGCGUGUCGCUUGAGGGAGCAACGGGGUCUUCAGCAGGACCCGCCACAGAGGAAAAGAAACCACGGCUGAACAUGGCCACGAAACUGAAGGAUGUGGACAAAAUGGACGCCAGAGGACCAACUCCAAGGAAAAACAUCCGUGGCGUUCCUUCGGAAAAGCAAAGGACCGAAGCUGCCUCCGUAGAAAGGGACGUGGCUGCCCCAGAUACCAACCAGGCGCCCUCCGGAGGGGAGGAAUGUGAUUCCCACGCCUUGAAUCUGUUGGCUGAUUUAGCACUGAGCUCCUGUAACUCUCCCUUGGACGGGAACAGUCGAAGAGACUUUGGGCGUUUCCGUCCGUCCCGGGAACAUCGUCUACACCGUGGGAAAUUUUUGCACAAAUCGUCGGAUCACGAAUAUCACAGGGCUACCAAGAAACGGAAAGGCGCUUUCCUGCCAGGACAGUCGUCCCGAUCGUCCCUUUGGCCCGCCAAGGAGACUGGCCGGGAUAAGGACUGGCCUUUGACCGCGAAGGACCGAAGCGCCGUGAAUCUCAUCAAAAAGAAAAAGGCCAGGGCCAACCUCGCCAAAACUUCUCUGGCACUUCCGAGCGAGCCCGGGGAUCUGUCGGACUCGAGCGUCAUCAUUUCCUUAGAGCACUCGUACGCCUCUCCCGUCUCCGAGAUGCCCAGAAAGGCGACGCCACGUUCUCCCAACUCAAGGAACGGGGUGAAGCAGGAUAAACCGGGUCCGUUAGUUGGGAAAGUGCUUCCUUUCCAGCACCAGCAGAAUUCGUGCCAAGUGGGCAAACCGGUUACGAACCAUUUACCGCCCGCUCGCUCUGUUGCCCUGGCUACCCGGCUGAGGGUGGACUUCUCCAACAGUCGCCAAGUGACUUCUCGCGACAAAACGGUCCAAGUUACUUUCCAGUGGGAGGCGGAAUACCUCUUCGACUUGGAUAGCAAAUAUACGAAUAACUCCUUAGAAAAAACCAUCAUACGGGCAGUACACGGGCCCUGGGACGAAAGCCUCUCCGAUGACAUGGAAGAGAUGAAGCUGAUCCUUCACAUGUGGUUGGCGCUGUUUUACAGCAAACCGGUCCAAGCGCUGACGGUACGAAAAGUGGUGGAGCACAGCAACCCUGCCAAGUACGUCUCCCUGAAUAGUCUGGUGGACCCCUUGGAGCCCAUGGAUGAUGGUGGGGGACCUUACGGGUUGGAGAAAUGCCCCGCGAGUUCUCUCCCCGUAGCUGUCCGGAUACCUGCCGAAGGAGGGGAAGACGGAUCGGUUUCUCCUUCUGAGAAGCUACUCCCGGGGAACAGACUGUCUUCCGCCGACUCCUUAGAGGACGAGAGCCCUCUGACAAAACUUGAAGAAACCAAGGACCUGCCCCAGAAGGAAGAACUGCCUCAUCCUCCUCUAAAGUCCGUUGACGAGGUGGUUGAAGCAGAGCCCAAAGAACAAACCUCACUUCACCCUGUGCUUCCUAUUGAAAACCCGCCUGGAGUUGACGAGCGUGUGAACCCUCCGAUCUGUCAAACCAAGACAGACAGAAGUCAAGAGACUAUGUCAGUUGAAACUUCCCCAAACGACGCAUCUGUGCCUACGGGACCUCCAGUGGAGGGUUCAAGAAACCAACAGCCCAUCGCAAGCACCCAAGUUGCUCUUUCGGUAACAAAUAGGGGAACUGACGUUGGGUCUUCUUCUGAAGAAGUGAAGAAGGACAACCUCCCAGCUGGUGGUCCCAACCCAAGAAUGUGGAAAGAAGUGGAGUUAAAAGCGGAUGUGAAUUCUCGGAAGCCCACCAAUCCAGUGAACGAAGUGGGAAACCAGCCUAGACUUUGUACGGAUGAGCGAGAUGGAGAAGGCGUGGACUUGGGAUCCAUUGAUCUUGUGCUCUCCAAAAGCAACGAUGCUGACAUGGAAAUCCAAGAUAUGGAUCUGGUUUCAGAGGACGAGGGAGAACCUGCAGAGAGCAGUGUGAAAGGAAGGGAAGAAAUAGAUGGUAUGAGUGAUGUCUCGUCAUCCGGACAAGGUCCUCUCUCAUCUAGGGCAUCAUCCCCAGAUGCUUCAUCUGGGCAUCCGACAGAAUUCCCAGGUGUCCAAGAAGCUGCGGUAGGACCAUCCUCAAGUUCUGUAUCUCCAAACCAAAUGGGGUUGAUGGAUAUGGUUCCUCAGCAGGCGACCUCAAUCCAUCCAGUGGCUGUUGAUGAAAAGAUGGUUGGAUCAACCUCAAGUUCUAUAUCUCCAAACCAAAGGGAGUUGGUGGAUACGGUUCCUCAGCAGAAGGCCUCAUUCCAGCUAGUGACUGUUGAUGAAAAAAUGGUUGGAUCAACCUCAAGUUCUAUAUCUCCAAACCAAAUGGAGUUGUUGGAUACGGUUCCUCAGCAGAAGGCCUCAUUCCAGCUAGUGACUGUUGAUGAAAAAAUGGUUGGAUCAACCUCAAGUUCUAUAUCUCCAAACCAAAUGGAGUUGGUGGAUACGGUUCCUCAGCAGAAGGCCUCAUUCCAGCUAGUGACUGUUGAUGAAAAGAUGGUUGGAUCAACCUCAAGUUCUAUAUCUCCAAACCAAAUGGGGUUGAUGGAUAUGGUUCCUCAGCAGAAGGCCUCAUUCCAUCUAGUGAUUGCUGAUGAAAAAAUGGUUGAAUCAACCUCAAGUUCUAUAUCUCCAAACCAAAUGGAGUUGUUGGAUACGGUUCCUCAGCAGAAGGCCUCAUUCCAGCUAGUGACUGUUGAUGAAAAAAUGAUUGGAUCAACCUCAAGUUCUAUAUCUCCAAACCAAAUGGAGUUGUUGGAUACGGUUCCUCAGCAGAAGGCCUCAUUCCAUCCAGUGACUGUUGAUGAAAAGAUGGUUGGAUCAGCCUCAAAUUCUGUAUCUCCGAACCAAAUGGAGUUGUUGGAUACGGUUCCUCAGCAGAAGGCCUCAUUCCAUCCAGUGACUGUUGAUGAAAAGAUGGUUGGAUCGGCCAUGGAUCCCACGUCUCCAAAACAAACAGACGAGGUGGAGAACUCGCACGAUGAAGCGGUCUUAGCCAAUUCAGUUUCUACUGAAGCUUCUGGAGACUUCUCAAACGAUCUUGCAACUCAAGAUGGACCCUUCUAUCAAAGUCCACAGGAACCAGUGGAAAGUCCUAGGGUCCCUAAACAAGUUGACGUGGUUGACCUUUCCUCAGUUUCCCAGGAAGACGGAAGGAUCUAUUCAUCCUGUCUGCCUUCAUGGCAGGCUAGUCCUGUCCAUCGAGUGUCUGAUGAAGAACCAUCAAGGAUCCAGGAAGACCAUCCCGAGAACCCCUUGUAUCACAUUUUCCAAAAUCCGAUGGGUUUGAUUGAAGAUAUUUCUCAGGACAGUACAGACUUGGCUGAUCCGGCUGUGUUGCACCUUUGUGAACCAAACAAAAAUUUCUGUGUGAACUUGGUACCAAACAGUAUAUCAACUCGGCAGGAAUCGGUAGAAAACCAAGACAGUUUGGUUGCAUUCGCUCAACAUCUUCCCCUCACCAAAGAAAUGGAUCUGGUUGAAAGUCCUGAAGGAGACCAUCCAGCUAGUCCUGUCCAUCAGGAAACCUCUGAUGAAGCUGCAACAUUGCAGGACAAUUCCGAUGUCAAACUGGAUUUGCUUGAGGAUUCCUCCAUUCCCCAAGAAAAAGAUGUCAUUCACCCAACAGAGAAUGUUUUGGGGCCAGUUAAUGAACAACGGAGUGCAGAGUCUGAUUUGGGAACUCAAGAGGAACAGAAGAUCAAUCAGGGAGAAAAGAUCCCGGUGGAUUCCCAGCCCGCAAAAGAAUACCCGAGCUCAGAGUCGCACGAUGCGGAAUCUGAAGCUUCCUUCAAGAGUGAAACGUGUUUGGAUCUAGAGAAUAUCAGAGACUCUUCUGCAAGAGAAGAAGAAGAAGACGGGUCCCCCGAUGACGGUGUUGAAAAACCAACCGUUUCCACGACCGCUGUAGCUGAAGAGGUCCAUGUUUUAAUGAACGAAUUGGUAGACACGGUGUGCGCUACGAUAGCUCAGAGUGAAGAAAUGAGGGCUCUAAAGUGUUUAGAUUGGAUUGAUUCAGCCAUGCUGGAGUGUGUGACGCCUCCCGGGAGCGACGAUGAAGGUUGUCCAACUGAUCAGGAUUCCCAUGCGGACGUGAAAUGGGUUGAGGAAUGUUUAGAAGAGAGUUCCAGCUUUGAUGAGCAAGAAGAAGACUUACAAGCCAGGGUAGAAGGACGAGGAGAGUUGGAUUCAUCAUCAAAUGAGAACGCAACGUCCGAUCCAGGAGAUGCUUCUGAAAAAGCAGAACUUCAAGGAAAUGAUGCUACCUCAGCUGCCACGGAGACCUUCUCAAGUUGUGGCACAAGUCAAGCAGAGCUGGACACAGCCAGCCCAAAAAGCAGAUGUUCAUGGCUCGAAACCACUGAGUCCCCAGAUGACAACAGUGCAAAGGUGGAUGACUAUGGUGUGUCCACUUUGGAGAAAGUUGGGCAAACAGAGGCUAGUCCAGAAGAACCCAAUUGCGACAGGGAAGACUGUCCUAGAGGAGAAGAUGUGGGGAACACAUCCUUUGUCCCAGCAAAAUGUCAGGAGGACUCUUUGGCAGAAGAACCUGGUUCUUUGGUUGACCGAGAUUCAAAGGAAGCUCCAGAGGAUUGUGAAGAAGAGGCCCAAGAAGAAGCAAAGGGGUGUUUGGGAAGUCUUGAAGAUCCUCUACCUGACGAAAGGACACAGAUGUCCACCAGUUCUUCAGGCACAGACACAGACUGGGAAGAUGAAUAUCUGACGGUGGACGAUGGUCAAGAUCCCUGCGUAGAUUGGUAUCCCACAAGAACAAUUGAGAGUUGGUAUCAACCAAGAUUCAAGGCCUCCCCAAGCAUUGAAUCUGAGUUAACCCGUAGUUCAGGUCCUGGGAAUGAGACUUGUAAAGAUGGGGAUUGGGUGUCCUCAGAAGCUAGCCAGAAGACGUCAGAUGCCGGGUCCCUGAAACGCAACGUUCCUUUUGGUUUAAAAAAAGAUUGCUUAUGGUCUCGUGAUAUGGACCAUAAACCCGAGCCCUUCAAGGAUUAUAUCAAUUUCUCCAUCACCAAGAAGCACAAGGAGAAAAGCAGGACUUUCCACACGUUCUCCAAAGAGCACAACCCUUUCUCCAGAGAUUUGGGGUCCAUCAACUCCUGGAACAGGAACUGGGAUUUUCUGAGUGACCCAAUUCAGAACAUUUUAGACAUGGAAUCCCUGCAAUUCCACUGCAGGAUCCAGGAACUCCUGAAGAGAUCACAACGUUCUACCUCCUGUGUUCUUCCCAGCAAGAAGGUCCCAUGUCAAGGGAUAGCAGAAGGGUUGCCGUCGAGGACGGUCUCGGAAGAGACAAUUGCUAAGUUUCCAACCAGAAGCAAAAGUCCACUACUGGUCACCGUUGUCAACCCAAAUUUGAGGACUGGGCACCGAUACAGUGACAUCUAUGGCCCGUUUCCGGCCAGCCUAGAUCCCUUUGUCCCUAGGAGUCAAGGCGGACUCAGUCCGAAAUAUCCCUUCCCUUCUUUGCGUCUCCAGAAACUGACCUACCAUAAGCUGAACAGUUUUUCCCGGGAUAUCUCGUCCGUUCUUGAAGACUUUGCCGAAUUUAGCCGGGCGAUGACCUCGGAGAGCGUGCGGAUGGGCAACCCUGGAAGAGACCUCACUGCUACCUCAGGAAAGGCAGGUGAGAUACGGUACCCACCUCAACCUCCCACGCCGCUCGUCUAUGAGGACCUUCUCGCCGAGCUGCGCAACGCACUACAUUUCCAGCUAAAAAAUGUGGCCCAGGAAGCAUCCCGAAAACCCUUCUCCUUCUACUUGAUGGAAACGGAAGAUGACCCGUUCUUCGGGAGAGUAAAGAAUUUGCUAAAGAAAGGUGGCCACUCCGAAGUGGAUCUACUGCAGUUCUGCAAAGGAAGCGGCGUGGAAAUGGAGAACCUGUUGGUCAUCGUUCGGAACGAGGACAUUUUCUUACACAUCCACAAAGUCCCUUCCUUGCUGCAUCUCAAACGCUGCCCCAACGUGACUUUUGCUGGGGUCGACAGCCCCGAAGACCCCCUGGAGCACACCUACCAGGAGCUGUUCCACAGCGGGGGCUUUGUGGUGUCCGAUGACAACGUGCUCGAGGGAAUGACCGUAGGGGAGCUGAAAGACGUGAUUAAAACUCUGGAGAAACUCAACAGUCAUGGGAGAUGGAAGUGGUUCCUUCACUACCGAGAAUCCAAGAAGCUGAAGGAAGAUGCCAGGGGGGAUCUUGCCGCAAACACCAAGGAAUCAGUCCUGAAAUCCUGCCAGGUAGCCAACAUGACGGAGGUCCUGCAUUACCACAAGUGUGACUCCAAAUCCUGCACAAGAUUUGAGCGCUUCAACUGCCUGUUGAACUUGCAAAUUCAACACAUCACCAAGAGGUUCGCAGUAUUUCUCACAGAAAAUGCCAGCGCCAACUGGGAAGCCUUGGAGGACAAAGGCAUUUUCAGCCUGAACAUCAGCAACUUCAUCGCCACCGCACAAGGCCUGGUGGCGCCGUUCGGAAGCGGCUUCUGGUAACCAGGAUAAACUGCUUUCUGCCUUCUUGCAACCAACCAGGGAUCGCAACGCCAAACCCGAUUUGUCUGUCCGUUGCGGACGUUCCCGGAGACUCCGGACUCUUGUCCCCCUCACUCCAAUUAAGCAGCCGUGAUUCCUGUACGAGGUCAAGCAGGCGGGCCUCCCACCCUCCCCAGGACGGUUUUAUUUUAGCGCCUUAGCAAGGUGGCUUGGGAAAGGGGCGCUGUUUUAUUUAAACACAACGUGGAACCUCAAAAAGGAAAAUGCAUUUUGACGUUCUCGACUCUCUCCGAAUAGGAAAAUUAGGAAAGCAUAGGAAUCCGGGGAUUCUCCAUUGUGCAGCUUAGUAUCCACAUAGGAAAAAUUAAAAAAAAAAAAAAUCUGCUUACUUGAAGGGUUACAAAUCAAUUGACCUCAACCCAGCACUUCAGAUACCUGGUUGGGUGCACUCCGAAAGUGGGGGUGGGGUGGGUGUGUUGAGUGUUGUACAAGCACUGUGUUAGGUUGGGGUGUCCAGUUCCCCAGCCGGUGGACCUCAACUCCCAGAAUCCCCCAUCCAUUGAACUUUCAGCUCCCAGAAUCCCCCACCCAUUGAACUUCCAGCUCCCAGAAUCCCCCACCCAUUGAACUUCCAGCUCCCAGAAUCUCCCAUCCAUUGGACUUCCAACUCCCAGAAUCCCCCACCCAUUGACCUUCCAGCUCCCAGUAUCCCCCACCCAUUGAACUUUCAGCUCCCAGAAUCUCCCAUCCAUUGAACUUCCAGCUCCCAGAAUCUUCCAUCCAUUGAACUUUCAGCUCCCAGAAUCCCCCAUCCAUUGAACUUCCAGCUCCCAGAAUCCCCCACCCAUUGGACUUCCAACUCCCAGAAUCCCCCACCCAUUGACCUUCCAACUCCCAGAAUCUCCCAUCCUUUGAACUUUCAGCUCCCAGAAUCCCCCAUCCUUUGAACUUCCAACUCCCAGAAUCCCCCAUCCAUUGACCUUCCAACUCCCAGAAUCCCCCACCCAUUGAACUUUCAGCUCCCAGAAUCCCCCAUCCAUUGACCUUCCAACUCCCAGAAUCCGCUACCCAUUGAACUUUCAGCUCCCAGAAUCCCCCAUCCUUUGAACUUUCAGCUCCCAGAAUGCCUCAUCCAUUGGACUUCCAACUCCCAGAAUUCUGGGCGUUGAAAAGUCCACUGGCUGGGGAACUCUGGGAGUUGAAGUCCACCUUUCUUAAAGUCGCCGUGGCUGGACACCGCUCGUGCACUGGCUUUUAACACAACUCCCCUGCAAUUGUGCUCAAGGAUGCAUGAAUGACAAGUGUGCUACAUGCGUCUCGUGGGCUUUUUAGGAUCCGGGAUUAUUUUGCACACCCAACGAACAUCGGACCGAAUCGCACAAGAGUCAUUACAAGGGGUGUUUUAUGGGGUGGGGGUGGGGUGGGUGGGUGGGCGGGGAAAAACUGGGGUGACGAGAGUAGAUAAUCCAAGUUUAGUAGCACUUGUUUUCUCUUGUAGAUAAGCAUGGUUUGUUUGGAUUCUGGAGUUAGGUCUUUCUCGAGAGCUCUGUUCGUCGUAUCGCAAUAAGGGGCGGCGGGGGGGGUGUUUGUUCAUUCAGUUGGAGCACUAAUAAAAAUUGGGCCUUGUAAGAUACGUUCGCCCGUCUUUGGGGGAAAAAAUAUGAAUUCUUUUGUAACUAAUCUUUAUAAAUAAACUUGACUUGAAAAGG